AUGCCUUCGUCACCGCCACCAGCCGAGUCGCCCGACAUGGACGAUGAGUACAUUCCCGACGAGCGUCUCGCAGCCCAGGAGAAGGAGGCCCGCAAGCGCAAUCUGGAAGUGGAGAAUAAGCGGAAUGCCUCGCUCAAGCGCAAGCGGCGGCUCGUGACCAAAGAGGACCGUGACAAGAAGGCCAAGGAGCUCGAUGACCUCUUGAGACAGAGCGCGGCAUUCUCCGACAUCCUCACCAAGAAGACGCAGGUGCUCGGUCGUGUGGGGACUUCGCUUGAUGGCCAGGCCCUGGGCGCGCACGACCUCGAGAUGACUGAGCAGCCCAAGUGUCUGGUCGGCGGAACGAUGCGUGACUAUCAACUCGAAGGUGUGACAUGGAUGAAAGAGGUCUGCGCUCAGGGCAUGAGUGGUAUCUUGGCUGACGAGAUGGGUUUGGGAAAAACUAUCCAGACGAUCGGUAUUAUUGGCAACCUCCGGGAGGUGGAGGAUUACCUUGGUCCACACCUCAUCAUCGCUCCAUUGAGCACCCUUUCUAAUUGGAUUGCUGAGUUCAAAAAAUGGGCUCCAUCGAUACCUGUCCUGAUGUACCAUGGUCUCCCAGUGGAACGCCAGAAGCUCCACAGGAAUGAGUUGCUGCGAAAUCUCAAGGGUGGUAGACCUACCGACAAGUUUCCUGUGGUCUGUACAAGCUAUGAGAUGGUUAUCAAGGACAGCUCUCUGCUCUCCAAGAUCAACUGGGAACUCAUCAUCAUCGAUGAGGGCCACAGGAUGAAGAAUGCCGAGUCGCGUUUAUUCCAAGAAGUCUGCAAGUUCACGUCUGCGACCCGGUUUCUUAUCACAGGCACACCGCUGCAGAACAACCUGAAAGAACUUUGGUCUCUCUUGCAUUUCCUUAUGCCCGCCAUCUUCACAGAUUGGGAAGCUUUCGAAACCUGGUUUGAUUUUUCGGAUCUUGAGGAUGAAGCUGGAACAGAGCGAUUCGUCCAAGACAAGGCAAACCACGACCUUGUCAAGAAGAUUCAUACUGUUCUCCAACCACUCCUUCUUCGCCGGGUCAAGGCGGAUGUCGCUCACCAUUUACCAAAGAAGCGCGAGUAUGUCUUGUAUGCACCGAUGACCAAGGAGCAGACGGACCUGUACAACAACAUCACAGACACGCGCGCCGACACCCGUUCCUACCUAGAGAACAAGCUUUACGAGCGGCUGACUGGCACCACGAAUACACCAGUGGGUUCUAGGAAGACCACACCUGGCUCUUCACGUGCCCCCAGUGUCAACAUCAAAGUCGAGAAGCAAGGGGGUGGCGAUGCUUCGGCUAUCGAGUCUCCUGCCGCCAAUGGCAACAACGCCUUCGAGCGGAUGAUGGGAAAGGCUCGCAAGCGUGGCAGACCUGCCAAAGGCAGUGCUGCAAAGACGAACAAGCGAAAAGACCCGCCGACCUCAGGAACUUCAACACCGAAGAGCGCCAAGUCGAACGGCACCAGCACACCUUCGCGAACGACUAGAAGCUCUGGUCGGAAGGCCGCUCAGAGAUCUUACAAGCUUGACGAGUCAGACGAUGACAUGCUCUCGGAUGACGAUUUCGAGGCCAAGAUUGCAGAAAAAUACGCUGAGGAUGAUGCUGCAGAGACGACAAGCACUCCCGGGUCCGCAGAGGAGAUAGAGCGCGCUGCAACCCUGGAGCUCGCCAAAAAGCAGAUCGCAUCCAAGGCUUUAGGAAACCCCAUGAUGCAAUUACGACUGGUGUGCAAUUCUCCUUUGAACUUUUACGAUCCUUUCCCAAAUGGCGAAGGCUUCGACGAGACUAUUGUUACGUCCGCGGGAAAGAUGUUGCUGCUCGACCGACUGCUGCCAGCUUUGUUCGAGCGUGGGCACAAGGUGCUCAUUUUCUCUCAGUUUAGAACCCAGCUGGACAUCUUGACGGAUUACUGCGCCUUCAGAGGCUGGAACCACUGCCGCAUUGACGGCUCGGUCUCGCAAAAGGAUCGACAUGAGCAGAUCGAGUGGUUCAACUCGAGCGACGAGUGCAAGCUCUUCCUUUUGGGCACAAGAGCUGGCGGACAGGGCAUCAAUCUGGCCAGCGCGGAUACCGUCAUCCUCUACGACUCGGACUGGAACCCUCAGCAGGACUUGCAGGCACAAGACCGCUGUCACCGCAUCGGCCAGACACGACCUGUGAUUGUGUAUCGCCUCGCGACGAAGGACACUGUUGAGGACAGUCUUCUGAUGAGCGCGGAUGCGAAGCGGCGCCUGGAGAAGCUCGUGAUCCGAAAAGGCACCUACAGGACGCUCGGCCAGAAGAAGGACUUGCACGAGGACUUGGAUAACGAGACUCUGCGCCAUCUCCUGCUCAAGGACGGUGAGGUGUUCAAGUUCUCUGGAGAUAAGAAUGUUCUGAGCGACAAAGAUAUCGAUGUUCUUUGCGAUAGGAGCGACGCGGCUUACGCCCGUGCGGCAAAGGGUGCCGGCGAUGCGGACGGGUACCGCAUUGUGACGACCGGCGCCCAGGGCUUGACUGUCAACUCGAAAAGCUGA
This is a messenger RNA of Cryphonectria parasitica EP155, 2535 nucleotides long. RefSeq lists its product as uncharacterized. The transcript is spliced from 4 exons. NCBI's taxonomy places the organism in Eukaryota, Fungi, Ascomycota, Sordariomycetes, Diaporthales, Cryphonectriaceae. Gene Ontology annotation, molecular function: ATP binding; ATP-dependent chromatin remodeler activity; DNA binding. The record is from RefSeq and is a predicted model, not a curated record. The coding region runs from base 1 to 2535 and encodes 844 amino acids. Gene Ontology annotation, cellular component: nucleus.